Molecule: messenger RNA, 1137 nt
Organism: Penicillium angulare
Lineage: Eukaryota; Fungi; Ascomycota; Eurotiomycetes; Eurotiales; Aspergillaceae
Product: ankyrin repeat domain-containing protein
Exons: 2
Coding region: 1-1137 (378 amino acids)
Molecular function (GO): protein binding
Source: RefSeq, a predicted model, not a curated record
AUGGUUUCCAUUAUCGAUUUUCCAACGGAGAUUCUUUGGAUCAUAGCCAGCACCUUAUCGGGCGGCCAGAUUUCUGCUUUUGCUCAGACCCACCGAAACCUCUAUCCCAAGCUGCGUCUGGCGCUAAUAAAGUACAAUAUCAAGCACCAAAACAGCUCGGCGCUUCAUUGGGCUGCUAAGACCAAUCAUUGUGCAUUUGCAAAGGCGUUAAUCUCUUACCGAGCCGACAUAAAUGCACUAGUUGACGAUUCAUCCCCUCUCAUGACAGCCGCAGAUCACGGCUCAGAGCUGGUGAUCAAAGUAUUACUGCAGAAGAGAAGGUUGCGCGUGAACUUGAGAAAUACCAAGGGAGAGAGUGCUCUGUGGCACAGCGUGGCGACAACAUCAUCCGUCAUCGUCACCCAGCUCCUUCAACACCCUCAGCUCAAAGUCGACCUCCCAAAUUCUGAGGGGCAGACGGUGCUCUGGCUUGCUGUCUUUCAAGGAAACAGAGACUUUGUGUGCCAACUACUCAUAAGAGAUGCCAACCCUGAUACAAAAGAUUUGAAUGGAAUAUCGCCAUGGAUCCAAGCAUGCAUCAGAAACAGAAACAAUAUCAAAGAUCUCCUACUUGAUCAUUGGAAAGCGACAUCCCCUGGCGUCAUAUCACAGGAUACACCGCUCACUAGAAGUGAGGAAACGGUUGCGUCAGCUGCUGGUAGCGGAAGUGCUUCCAUAUCAAGAAUGCUGCGCCUCCGGAGAGAGGAAUUCGAUAUAGUUGAUGAACAGGGACUGACACCUCUCCACACAGCGGCAAGGAGCGGUCAUCUUUUGGCAGUGGAUUUUCUACUUCGCCACGCAAAUACUCUCUUGAACCGUAAAGACAGUUACGGUAGGACUGCGCUGUGGUGGUCUACCUUUUCAUUCUAUGAUCGUGUCACGCAGAGGCUUCUGGAAGAGAAGGACGUGGAGAUCAAUACGCUUGGAACAUGUGGGAAAUAUGAUAGCCCUUCUACCUCGCUCCACCAUCUAGCCAGAAGAAAUGAUACAACCGUUCUUGGAUGGUUCUUAAGCCGGCCGAGUCUUGACCCAAAUCUAUGCGGGGCUCUCAAUCUCCUCUUUGUCUGGCUAUACAACAAGGGAAUACCGCAGUGGUGA